Antechinus flavipes (yellow-footed antechinus) is the source of this 2772-nucleotide messenger RNA. It is a transcript of the gene GRIK1, whose product is annotated as glutamate ionotropic receptor kainate type subunit 1. Gene Ontology annotation, molecular function: transmitter-gated monoatomic ion channel activity involved in regulation of postsynaptic membrane potential; kainate selective glutamate receptor activity. The record is from RefSeq and is a predicted model, not a curated record. Gene Ontology annotation, biological process: synaptic transmission, glutamatergic; monoatomic ion transport; modulation of chemical synaptic transmission. The transcript has 15 exons. NCBI's taxonomy places the organism in Eukaryota, Metazoa, Chordata, Mammalia, Dasyuromorphia, Dasyuridae. The coding region runs from base 100 to 2562 and encodes 820 amino acids. Gene Ontology annotation, cellular component: kainate selective glutamate receptor complex; plasma membrane; presynaptic membrane.
ACCCCCUAGGAGAAUGAGGAGGGAUCCUAUUGGAUUAAGGACCAACUUCUGAGCUCUAGGAAGCGGCAACAUUUGGGGACACAUUAAGGAGAGGAAAAGAUGGAGAACAUCACCCUUCUUCUCGGCUCUAGUCUCAGGAGCAAGUUUGUCCGCUGGGGACUCUUCUGUUUCUUUUGCUCUCUAGACAUAUGCAUCCCUAGGACUUCACAGCAAGUAAUUAGAUUUGGAGGAAUUUUUGAAACUGCAGAAAAUGAAGCAGUUAAUGUUGAAGAAUUAGCUUUCAAGUUUGCAGUAACCAACAUUAACAGAAACCGAACACUCAUACUUAAUAACACAUUAACUUACGAUAUCCAGAGAAUUAAUCUUUUUGAUAGUUUUGAAGCCUCAAGAAGAGGUCUAAUUCGUCUGCAAGAACUGAUCAAGGCUCCUUCCAAAUACAACAUUAAAAUAAAAAUCCGUCAACUGCCCUCUGGGAAUAAAGAUGCCAAGCCUUUACUGAAGGAAAUGAAAAAAGGAAAUGAGUUCUAUGUGAUAUUUGAUUGUUCAUAUGAAAUGGCAGCUGAAAUUCUUAAGCAGAUUCUUUUCAUGGGUAUGAUGACUGAAUAUUAUCACUACUUUUUUACAACACUGGAUUUCUUUGCACUAGACCUGGAAAUCUACAGAUAUAGUGGAGUAAAUAUGACUGGAUUUCGGCUACUUAAUAUCGAUAACCCUCGAGUUUCAUCCGUUAUUGAAAAAUGGUCAAUGGAAAGAUUGCAAGCUCUACCCAAGUCAGAAAUGGGUCUACUGAAUGGCAUGAUGACAACUGAAGCAGCUUUGAUGUAUGAUGCUGUGUAUGCAGUGGCUAUUGCCUCUCACCAAGCUUCUCAGAUGACUAUCAGCUCCUUGCAGUGUCACCGACAUAAACCAUGGCGCUUUGGACACAGAUUUAUUAAUUUGAUCAAAGAGGCACAAUUGGAUGGCUUGACUGGGCGCAUCACCUUCAAUAAAACAGAUGGCUUAAGGAAAGAUUUUGAUUUGGACAUUAUUAGUCUCAAGGAGGAAGGAACAAAAAAGAUUGGAAUUUGGAAUUCCAACAGUGGUCUUAAUAUGAGUGACAGCCAUAAAGAGAGGUCCACUAAUAUUACUGACUCGCUAGCCAAUCGAACACUCAUAGUUACAACCAUUCUGGAGGAGCCCUAUGUGAUGUUCAAAAAGUCUGACAAGCCUCUCUAUGGAAAUAAUAGAUUUGAAGGGUACUGCUUGGAUUUGCUUAAAGAGUUGUCAAGCAUUCUGGGUUUCAUUUAUGAUGUUAAACUAGUUUCUGAUGGUAAAUAUGGAGCCCAGAAUGACAAAGGAGAAUGGAAUGGAAUGGUCAAAGAACUUAUAGAUCAUAAAGCUGAUCUGGCUGUUGCUCCUCUUACAAUCACCUAUGUGAGAGAGAAGGUCAUUGACUUUUCCAAACCUUUUAUGACACUAGGCAUUAGCAUUUUAUAUAGAAAACCCAAUGGCACAAAUCCUGGUGUCUUCUCAUUUCUCAAUCCUCUCUCUCCUGAUAUUUGGAUGUAUGUUCUCUUAGCCUGCCUUGGAGUCAGUUGUGUCCUCUUUGUAAUUGCAAGGUUUACACCCUAUGAAUGGUAUAACCCCUAUCCAUGCAAUCCUGAUUCAGAUGUGGUGGAAAACAAUUUUACUUUACUAAAUAGUUUCUGGUUUGGAGUUGGAGCUCUCAUGCAGCAAGGCUCCGAGCUAAUGCCUAAAGCUCUUUCUACAAGAAUAGUAGGAGGAAUUUGGUGGUUUUUCACCUUAAUCAUCAUUUCAUCCUACACUGCAAAUCUGGCUGCCUUCUUAACAGUAGAGAGAAUGGAAUCCCCCAUAGAUUCAGCAGAUGACUUGGCAAAGCAAACAAAGAUCGAAUAUGGGGCAGUGAGAGAUGGAUCAACAAUGACCUUCUUUAAGAAAUCAAAGAUAUCCACUUAUGAGAAAAUGUGGGCUUUCAUGAACAGCAGGCAACAGACAGCCUUGGUAAAAAAGAAUGAUGAAGGUAUCCAACGUGUACUCACUACCGACUAUGCUCUACUGAUGGAGUCUACUAGUAUUGAAUAUGUGACCCAGAGAAACUGCAACCUUACUCAGAUUGGAGGACUCAUUGAUUCCAAAGGUUAUGGAGUGGGAACCCCUAUUGGCUCUCCUUACCGAGAUAAAAUUACUAUAGCUAUCCUUCAACUACAAGAGGAAGGAAAAUUGCAUAUGAUGAAAGAAAAAUGGUGGAGGGGAAAUGGCUGCCCUGAGGAAGACAGCAAAGAGGCCAGUGCUUUGGGAGUAGAAAACAUUGGUGGCAUCUUUAUUGUAUUGGCUGCUGGGCUUGUCCUUUCUGUAUUUGUGGCUAUUGGAGAGUUUAUAUAUAAAUCAAAGAAGAACAGUGAUGUUGAACAGGCUUUUGGGUUUUUUUAUGGACAACAGUGUAAACAAACUCAACCAUCCAACUCCACAUCUGGAACCACCUUCACUAUGGAAUUAGACUGUGGCAAAUUGAUUCAAGAGGAACAAGGGACUCAGACACAGUCCUCAGUCCAUACUGUAUAGUCAAUAAAACAAAAGGUGUGUCAAAUGGAAAUUAUUGCAAGGCUUAUAACCUUCAAACAGCAUUUAACUCUUCCAAAUAACAGUAACCAUAAUUUCUGUAUUCCACAAAAAAGGUUUCAAAUGCAGAGAUCUGGAAUGUUUCAUACUCAUCUUAAAAUAACAGAAGCUCACCUUUUAUAGGCAUUAAAUAUAAUGCAUUAUAUAUUUGCA